CCGACCUGCGGCCGAGGCCUGGCGGCGCGAAGAUGGCGGGGCGGCGGCGAGGCGCGGGGCCCCUCUGGGCGCUGGGCGGCGCCGCGCUGGGGGUUUGCCUCGCGGGGGUCGCCGGGCAGCUGGUGGAGCCCAGCACGGCCCCGCCCAAGCCCAAGCCGCCCCCGCUGACCAAGGAGACCGUGGUGUUCUGGGACAUGCGCCUGUGGCACGUGGUGGGCAUCUUCUCGCUCUUCGUGCUGUCCAUCAUUAUCACUCUGUGCUGUGUCUUCAAUUGCCGCGUGCCACGGACCCGGAAGGAGAUUGAAGCCCGGUACCUGCAGCGAAAGGCAGCCAAGAUGUACACGGACAAACUGGAGACUGUGCCACCCCUCAACGAGCUCACAGAAAUCCCUGGAGAGGACAAGAAGAAGAAGAAGAAGGACAGCGUGGACACAGUGGCUAUCAAGGUAGAGGAGGAUGAGAAGAACGAGGCCAAGAAGAAGAAAGGAGAGAAAUGAGGAGAGCGUCCUGGAGGUGGAGCUGGGGUUGGCAGGCCCUGGGGCUCAAGUCCUGGCCAGGAUCCAGGCACCUUAGACUCCAAGCUCAUCCAUGGACCAUAGAGGUUGCAGAACAUCUUCUCCCUGCUCAGAAGGGGAGCUGGGGUCCAUGGCCACGUCCUUAUGGCCCAUUGGGGCAGGGACAAGACUGCACCAGCUGUCUGACCUCCCAGCCUGGACUCCACUAUUUUCACCCCAUCCACAUGGCCACUCAGCAACACUGGUCUUGGGCCACUGUCCUGCAGAUCCAGAGCAGCCUCACACCUACCCAGGCAUGCCUCUGUCCCACUCCUUCUGCCAGGAACAGCAGUGGCUAAAGGAGUAACAGGAUGUGGGUUCCCUUCUGGAAGGGGAUGGCUGAACUGGAUAGGCUAAGGUAUAAGGUCAUCCCCAGGCUGGUCACUAGGAGAGAGAGGGUCACUGGAGGGGGUUGUGGCAGCAAGAGGUUCUCGGAUUUGGCUAGAGAGCAGCCCUGGUGGGGAGCCAUGCUCCAAGCCUGGCAUGGGUUCUUGCUGAAGUGGGUGAGCAGAGGUGGCCCAGAAGCAGGAGAACCCCAGUCCAGCAGAUACCAAGCUCAGGCAAUGGGGUGCGCUUGUUUUACACAUUGUGAUGGGGCUGAGGCUGCCAGGGGGUGAGGCCCAGGGGCUCGGGGCUGGGGGCUGCAGGCAUGCAGAGGACGAGGCCAGCAGGCCAGAGGAAGACAGCGCCCCUUCUUGGGAAUCCAGGGAAUAUUUGAGAAGCCAAGAGGGACCUUGGGCUGCCCUGGUAGCCCUUCCUAUGCUCAGCUGUGGGGGCCACAGGGCCCUAGGGGAUCACCACAGCAGGCAGUUAGGGCUUGAGGCAGCAGCCAGCCUUCUACCUGCUGAAUAUAACAGCAGGCAGUGCCUCUUCCGCCAUUCUCAACUGUGUUGCCUAAAGGAAGCGCGGCUGGCCAGAAGCAAACGCCACCUGAGGACUGCCUCCUUGGGGAUGGGAGAUGCAGACGGGUUUCCAGAUGGCAGUGAAUGUCAGCUGAGGCGCCCAGACCUGGGCCUAGAGACUGA
This is a messenger RNA of Equus quagga, 1579 nucleotides long. RefSeq names its product transmembrane inner ear (gene TMIE). The transcript has 4 exons. NCBI's taxonomy places the organism in Eukaryota, Metazoa, Chordata, Mammalia, Perissodactyla, Equidae. The record is from RefSeq and is a predicted model, not a curated record. Bases 33 to 497 code for a protein of 154 amino acids.